AUGGUACCGCAGAACCUCUAUCUCUCUUACAAGAGGGACACAAAAUACCUGUUGUACUGGAUGAUCAACGUGUACAAUCGUCUGCUCAGAUCCACUGAUGGAGAUGCUCAAUCGGCCGCCUCUGUCAACACGACAGGUCAAACCACAGUAAAUGAAUGGGAGAAGACGAGCGCUGCGACCAGCGACGAUAGCGAGGACGUUGAACAGACCCUGUUCGCCAAUAAAUUCCAAGAAUUGAGCGUCGACAAAGCAGAGUCGACCGAUGAAGAGGACGAUGUCACUCAACCACAUUCACCAGUCGCUGCACGAAAAGUCUCACGAAAGCCAAAGGGCAAGGGCAAAAAGGCGAGAAAAUACAAGAAGCCGAAGAAGAGCAAGAAACAAGACACGAAAGAUCCUGCGACCGAUGAAAUACCUAUUGAGAGCAUCCGCAUCAUCGAAGAUAGUGGUGAGGUCGGCCUUGUCACAGACUAUCUACUCGCAGUCUACUCAACUGUCAAAGAAUGGGCCGAACUCCGUGCUUACACCCAAAAUCUCUGGAAAGAGGUCGCAUACGAAGGUCUCAACAGUGCUGUCGCUGGAGCUGUAAGCAACUUGACAAUCUAUAUGGUCAAGCGCACCAACACCGCUAUCUUUGUCGAUUUUCCGGGUCACGACACGUACGAAACCAUCAUGAACACCAUCACUAGAGGAAACAUGGAGAGGACACAGGGAAACUUCAGGCUGUCUCUCUUUGCGGUCGGUCCGGAUGGUGAACAGCACAGUCGGAAGGAGACAGCUGUGGACAUCAAGGAGCAGUUCCUUAUCCACGCCUAUCAGGACUUGAGGGACUUUGUGCUUGACUUCCAAGCCAAUCGUACAGGCAAGCCGACAAAGGCAAUGCAGGCCAAGAUUGUGAAAUGGGAUCCAAACUUCAACUUGGAGCGCGCGACGAAUGAGGAGCGAGUCCACUGGAGGCGCUGCUACACCAUAAAAUGGCUCUACGACCUUGUCAAUGUGUUCUCGUCUGUUGUGGUUCAGAGAAACACAGUCAGAGGAGAAAAGCAUGUCUACGAGGAGGUGGACUGGUCUGCCAACGGUCCUUGGGGCGUCCAUCGAACCAUCUUCGGUCUGGAAGAAUUCGCGGGUGAUAUUACGAACAUGGCUAUGAAGAAGCCUGGAACCAACAUCACCAAGAUGAUCUAUCCACAUCACGUUUUCCAGAUGCAGUGCAUCGUUGACUCAUUCACUGUUUCUCGCGGUUGGUCAUUAAGUGCUCUGCACGGUCAUAUGCUUGAAGCGCCAGCAAAGAAGGGUCGUGCCAGACGAGACGUCGACCUCUUUCUCGAUCGACAGAACAAGUGCGUCUUUGCUGGGUACUGUCAGACCGUCGAUUUGCUCAAACAGAUUCUGGAGAAGGACGGUAAGAUGGAGCAGCAUAAAGACUUUUUUGAGAUCAUCAAGAUCGCGCAGCUUGAUUUCGUCGAUUUUCUUGGAGAGCACAAGUACACGAGCGGUCUCGAUACCAUACCGCCCUCGCGCUUUGCAGACCGCAAUGCGAAUGGCUUGCAGGAGUAUUCGCCAUUCCUGUGUGGAGUUGGUCUUGAAGAAGGUCUUGAGAUCGCUUACAGACUCGGCAUGUACCUCUGGGAACGCAUCCCUGAGCCAACGCUGAUGAUCCAUCUUCACAAUGCUGUUGUACAGAAGGGUUACCUCUCUAGACCUAUCGGACUAUGCGCUACAAUAGAAGAUCUCUUCAAGCAUACGUUCUUCGCACAAGGUCGCAAGCCGGAAUCGGGCUUUGUGGAUGCUCUGCUUGCGUCUGUGGGACAGCCAGGGUCGAGACAGGCGCAGGCGCGGAGUCAGGCUAUUCGGUACAGACGCAGAUAUGCCGAUAACAUCCAUCAGCUAUUCGACUUGGAGGUCAAUCAGAUUUUCAAGCGUAACUCUAUGCUUACCACUUGUCGCCGAGCGGGUUGGAACCUCGAGGCCAUUCCUGAUGAUGAGCUUCAAUUCGGUAGCAUGCUGUUCUUCGAGCGGCUUAGUCGAGCAAAGCACGUCAGCGAAAAUGAACUCGAGAACACUGUCCUUGUUCGUAAGGCGAGAGCAGUUGGAAUGACUGAUAAGGAGAUCAUCGAAGCGACAAACAAACUCUCUUCCAUUGCGAACAAUACGCUCGAGGUACCAGAUGAGGUCUUGAACAAGUACGCCCCAGAAGGCUUUCAGCUACCUUCACAAGCUGGAUCAGAAGUCCUCGACGGCCGCGGUAUUCUCGACUUAGCGAAAUUCGACAUUCUUUCUGACGUAGCGGGAAUUGCACCAAUCUCAAGCCUCAACUAUCUCGGUGUGGCCUGCUGGCUGCUCAUCACUUUUGGGCGUAUAGAGGAGCGUCUGAAAGAAGCUGGAAAUCCUCUGUAUUUUGAGGCUUAUGAAGGGUCUGGGCCUUGGAAGCUGGAGAAGAGAGUUGCUCUCGCGUUGCUUGCGCUGAAGGGGGAUAAUGAGGAGUGUUUGAGGAUUGUUGCUGAUACGUUGAAUGACGCUCGUUCUGGAUUCAUGGAUUUCAUCUACUGGGAGGACUUGGAGACGGAGCCGAGAGAGAAGGAAGAACGUGUGGACCCUAGUGUUGGAAAUGAGUGCACUGUCAUGUGAAUGGUUCUGGGUCAGUUAAGGUUAAAGAGUGAUGAUUUGGUCUUCGUAUGCUAGACUAGAGGUUUUGGUCAUAGAAAGAAAGACAGAUCCUGGACCAAAGAAUAGCUUCCACUUAUGGAAGCACUUCAAAAUCCCA
This is a messenger RNA of Fusarium verticillioides 7600, 2764 nucleotides long. RefSeq lists its product as hypothetical. The transcript has 2 exons. NCBI's taxonomy places the organism in Eukaryota, Fungi, Ascomycota, Sordariomycetes, Hypocreales, Nectriaceae. The coding region runs from base 1 to 2628 and encodes 875 amino acids. The record is from RefSeq and is a predicted model, not a curated record.